GCGCCUUCGUCAUUUUAAAUCACUUAAUAUGCAGGGGAUGGCAUUCAAUCGUAGAUACAAAAAAAGAUACACAAACAAUCCAAUCCAGCCACUAGAAUGAAAUUAUUUCGGGGGAGAGCGUUGUCAACCGUUAAGAGCCGCAGAGGGUGGCGGCUUCCAGCACCCACCUCUCGUCUAAUCUUUUAAUGAGCUGGCUUCGCUGAAUGAUUGUGUCAAACAAAAACAAAAUGAUUGUUCAAUGUUUUUCUUGAGCUGCCAGAGCUGGGCGUGAACAGCCGCUUUCAGCAAUGUGGUAUCCGCAGUUCUCGUCGGGCACUUCUGGCGUGCGGUCGCAAAAGAGAAAACACUUUCCUAACAUUCCCCCAAGAAUUUCCUGGUAAAAUAAAGACAAGUCAACGUGUCCGGUGUCGAGUCAAUAUUUGGUUAGUGAGCUCAUUAGCUGGCCAGGACUAAAGCGACCUUUGACACUAUGAAACGAUUGCUGUUUCUGCUACUUCACCUGAUUUCACAUCCGCUGAUUCAGUCGGAACCCGCGCUAAGCUAUGAGCAAGCACGUCAGGCAGUUCUUACGGCCGAGGAGGAGCUCAUGACCGGUGGACACACAUACCUGAGCACGCAAGAGGCCAAGGUAGACGACAUCUUUAUGGAAUAUAAGUUCGGAGAGCUUUCCCAAGGCUUCCGGAAUGCCGAGCAAAAUGCCGCCGCUCUGCACUUCUUCAAGGCCAAGCCGCUGAUCGAUCGGAGUGUUGUCUUUAACUUCCUGCAGAAGAUGCCCAAAGGAGCGGUGCUGCAUCUGCACAAUACCGCCUCCGUAAGCUCCAAGUGGGUGGUCCAGGAUAUAUCCUAUAUGUCCGGUAUGUUGCGAUGCACCACGGCCACGGGUCGCAGUGUCCUUACCUUCCGUCGUUUGCCCAAGGAGCACAAGUGUCAGUCGCAGUAUGUCCUAGUGGCCGACGAGAGGCAAAAUUCUGUCGACAGGCAGGUUUACGAUAAUAAUUUCGAGAGACUGAUCAAUUUGUAUACCCCAGUUCCGGAACUGGAAUAUCCCACCAUUACCCAUGUUUGGGAUCGCUUUCAGGACAUGUUUGAUGUUCUUGGGGAUGCUCUUAGCUACUUGCCUGCCUUUCGAGCCUAUCACUGGCAGAUGCUCGAGGAGCUCUAUAACGACAAUUUGAUGUACGCGGAGAUCCGCACCAGCUGUAAAAAGCUUUAUGAUGCCAGUGGACGAACCUUUCCCCGCGAACGAACCAUCCGGGAGCUGUAUGCCUUAAACAACAAGUUCACCCAGUUACAUCCGGAUUUCCUAGGCAUGAAAAUCAUCUUCGCCGUCUAUCGGGGCUACGAAGUGGAUCAGCUUCGGGAGACCAUAGCGGAAUUUAAGCAACUCCACGAAAUGUACCCGAACUUUGUGGUUGGAUUUGAUUUGGUGGGUCAGGAGGACAAGGGUAAACCACUGUAUACUCUGUUGCCAGCCUUGAGGGAUUUGCCGUCCACAGCUCGCCUAUUUCUGCACGGCGGAGAGACAAAUUGGUUUGGUUCCUCCACGGACAUUAAUCUCCUGGACGCUCUACUGCUCAACACCACACGCAUUGGCCAUGGUUAUGCUCUUGCCAAACAUCCCAUUCUACUGAACGCCGUCAAGACCCGGCAUAUUGCCGUGGAGGUGAGUCCCAUCUCAAAUCAGGUGCUACAUCUGGUUUGGGACAUGCGUAACCAUCCGGGGGCCCAGUACUUGGCACUGGAUGUACCUGUGGUAAUUUGCAGCGAUGAUCCUGGGUUUUGGAAUGCCAAGGGGCUCAGCUAUGACUUUUACUAUGCCAUUAUGAGUCUGGCUCCCAACAAUGGCGGUCUGCGGAUUCUCAAGACUCUUGUUUGGAACUCGUUGAAGUACUCUUCACUGUCGGAGGAGGAGAAGUCGCGGGCAUUUAAAAUACUGGAACUAAGCUGGACACGAUUUAUAGAGAAGGUUCUGCAGGGCAGCGUCUUCUGAAUAAAAAGUCCUGGUGAUUUAAAA
This is a messenger RNA of Drosophila kikkawai, 2014 nucleotides long. RefSeq names its product Adenosine deaminase-related growth factor C (gene Adgf-C). Gene Ontology annotation, molecular function: adenosine deaminase activity. The record is from RefSeq and is a predicted model, not a curated record. NCBI's taxonomy places the organism in Eukaryota, Metazoa, Arthropoda, Insecta, Diptera, Drosophilidae. Gene Ontology annotation, biological process: inosine biosynthetic process; adenosine catabolic process.